Messenger RNA from Osmia lignaria (orchard mason bee), 3529 nucleotides. RefSeq lists its product as uncharacterized. Lineage: Eukaryota; Metazoa; Arthropoda; Insecta; Hymenoptera; Megachilidae. Gene Ontology annotation, biological process: protein ubiquitination. Gene Ontology annotation, cellular component: Cul4-RING E3 ubiquitin ligase complex. The record is from RefSeq and is a predicted model, not a curated record.
GAUUGUUGCAAUGAAUGGUUCUCUGAUAUUACUUCCGAAAAAUCAGAGUACAUUAUAGUAGGCCAGAAACCGUGCCUGUCCCAUCGUCGGAGUAAAAGACAUUUCUUACAGAAGCUAUUUUUACGAGAGUUUAAUUUUUUAAUAGUAGUUGCAUGAUGUCUAGAAGCUUGAAAUAAAAAAUUUAAAAAAAGUAUCACGAGCAUGAUGGACAGAAUUAGAAGUUGCGUAUUAAAGAGUAAUAGUAACACUGCGAAAACAAUUAAUUUUUAUAGAUCAGAGGUUGUUUAUCGGCGCACAAUUAUGCUUCAGAAGAAAGACUGUUCGCUACUGUACCUUCCUGGCGACAUUUACCUCUCCUACACGUAAUCCCAAAGUCGGCGUUAGAAGCAGGACACAUUGUAAUGGGAUUGACACAGUGUGGUCAGUUUUUACUUACAUAUACAUAUACUAUGGAUAUGAGUGGCAAUACUUCCUUGUAUAAAUACUUGUUACAUUGGUGGGCUUUUACUCCGAACCAUGUCGCACGUAAGGUGGCAGAGGUGACACUUUUUGGUAACUACACUAUCUACAGAGAACUUAGUAUAGUUAUAUCUCAAUGGCCACUGGAAAGAAGUAAAUUAGUAAUACACGGUCUUUGUACAAACUGGUUGCACUUACAACCUACAGAUAGAGCAUAUUUAACAAUAACCACAGUACCUUCUCUUGAAAAUUGCAAAGAUUGCUUAAAGGUUGCAGCAUCUUACGAAGAAGAAGGCGAAGAGUUAGCAGCAAAUUGGGACGGUUGUGUACGGUGUAACUGUCUUCAACAUGGGCUUACCGUUCAUACCACAUAUGAAGUAAUUUCCCCAUAUCCUAGGUUUCGUGCUACUGUCUGUUUGAAUUAUUGGAAUCAUGUGGUAGUUAACACAGGAAACUUUUUACAUGUACUCAGGGUAGACUUGGACAUUCCAAAAUCGAAAAACCAGAAGACUUGUGAUAAACAGGACACUGUCGUUACCGAUACAGUGCCGUUAGACAUGAGCGAUGUCGAGGAAUUGGAUUACACGAAAGUGGUGGAACGUUACGAAUGUUCGGACGAGAAAUUAUGUACACCCGAGUGCGCGAUCCAGUCCCCGAUAAUCGAACAUGAUUACCUAGAAGAACCAAUUAAAUUAAACGAUAGGUUAAAUCGUGAUUCAUUAAAUACCUCAAUAAUUAAUCAAAGCGAUUGUGUCUGUGAUAUAAAUAAGUCUGCCGACCCUACGACCGUUAAAUCGUGCGAGUGUAUGGACGUUAGCGAAUGUAAAUGUAGGACAGCGAGCCCGAUAUCGCGAACCGAGCAACAAGCAAUAUCAGUUAGGGACAAAAUUUUACAAGAUUUCUGCGAGGACAUGUCUCAAGAACUGAACAUCGGUAGCGAUUUAAUUACGUUAGUGAAACAUCCGUCGUGUUCACCAAGGUCUACACCGCAAAGGCUUCCCUCUGAUCUCAAAGCGAUGACUACAUGGUCUUCGCCGAUUCUCACACCGCCAUCGGACAUUCUGAAAACCCGAAAUUCCGAGUCUAGUCAGAAGAGUAUCCGUACUUUUCAACGUUCAACUUCCCCUCAACCCGGUGCUUCGGAGGAUAACAAUCUAACUUCCGUUAAUUCUCCCCUUCAUUCGGUCUCCGUGAGUCCUUCGUCCUCAUCGCGUUUGAUGUCACCGCCAGUAACACGGUCCUUUCGACACCCGAGCCCGAGGAAACGAUCCAGCUUACACUCCCCACCGCCCAUCGUGAAUUCGACGCAGUCGAGGACGCGACCCACUCAUAAACUGAUCCUCGAAGCGGAGAAAGCGUACGAGUUCACGGACGAGGCGCAGGAAACCUGCGAGAAGCUCAGUUCGUUCAGGAAACGAAGACUCGCCGACAAGAAGUACGAGUUCUGCGACGAAACGGAGGACGCGGAGAACAUAGUUCCUUUCAAACAUAUACGGGAUCAAUUCAAACACCGUGGAUGUUCGAUACACCAGAUACCAUCGUCGCCUACGAUGUCGCCUGCCCUAACCAAUGGUAAAAAACAUUGGGUGGAUUCGGAUCAAAGUGAAACGGAUGAUUUGAAUAUGAGUCAAGAUCAAAAUGGAGUCAAUGAUUUAACAACUGUUGAUUCAACUGAAAAGAAUGUGUUACGACCAUUGAAUCAGAACCAGCUGCCUAAUGGGUGUAUCAGCAGGGAACGUUCUGGGAAACACUGCUUCAAUUCCUCUCCGUUGGUUCCAAAAAUAAAUUUACAAUAUCCCACCAUUAAAUGCACCGCACACUUUAAGAGGAGUUACAUAGAACUUGACGAUGAAAUGAUAUCAGUUAUCACAGAUGUUGAAGAUGAAGAAACAGGAGGAUAUGUAAGUUAUCAAUGCGUGCUUCCUAUGCAUGUCCACGGAUCUGGAUACGUCCAAAUGCAAAUGAUCAGCAACAGUAAAGCUGAAAAAUUGAUAGUACCUUGCGUAUCGAUCAAUCAGUUGAGCUUCGAUAUUGAAACGUUUUCUCAUCACAUAGCUGACUGGAUUUGUAUGAGAUUUAAAAAGAGAUACUGGCACUGUAGCGACUACGACAUCGAAAUAAUAGACGUGUGUGCGCUAAGCGGUGAUAUUAUUUGUUUAUUAAUUAUGAAGAUUCAAGCUAGCGAAAUUAAUAAUCAAACACAGUGUUCCCAAGAGAGGAAGCAGUACGAAGUAGGAUGUAAAUUUACAUGGAAUAUUGAUACAAGCCAGUAUAGAAUAACGGACGUGUUACCAAUGGAGGAGGUGAAACCAGAAUCGUGGAAACCGAAUUGUAUAGACGUUCCAAACUUUCGUACCCCUUUGUGGAAUCCAACUCGACGUCUAGCACCGAAAUUAAGAGAGAAAAUUCAACAACCGUACGCGCAUACAGUGCGAUUUUUACAUAAUGAAAUGACACUGAUGGGCGAAUCUAUAACUAGACUGUACGAUUUGGAUAAUUUAGUUGAAUUUUACAUAACACCAAUGCCAAAUUACCCUUCGAUCGAAUGAAACAAUUGUCGGAUUAACCGCAAAACAAUAAUUUAUUUAUUGUUACAAAUCUAAGAUAGAACGUGUAUAAUGUAAUUGAAUCGUAUUGGAAACAUAAUCCGUACAUAGUUCGCAGUGACUGUACCGGGGAUCGUUAAGUUGAAACGUGAACAACAGAUGUAACUGUUUGCUUUCUUUUCUUUGACAAGACUUACUUUAUGUGUUAAGUACUGCUGCGCGAAUUUCCCGAAACUUAACGAUAUAGAUUAAGGGUACUGAAUAACAAUACAACGAAUAUUACAAGCAUUCGCUUGAAUUUGUAAAUUAUAUUCUAGAAUUAUACACUAACUAUCUAUAUUAUUAUAGACAAACUUUGGUAAUAACCACAUAUAGGUAACUAAGGACUGAUUGUCAGUGAAUGUAUUGUAAUAUGUGGUUAAAAGUAUAAGGGAAAGAAAGAAUAGUGAAAUUUAGUAUUUGGUCCCAAAAGUAACUGGCGAUUGAAAAAGAAAAAAAAAAAAGAAAAAAACAAACAACAACAA